GAAGAGCAUCCAUCCAUGGCGCCGGGGGUGGGGGAGGCGGAGGGGGCAGGCAGGAGAGGGGUCCCUUCCCUGCUCGCCGGCGGCGGAACCGGGCAGGAGGAGCACAUCGCCUCCGACGUCACCCAGCUAAUAGGGUGGACGCCGCUGAUCGAGCUGAAGCGGGUCGCCGGGAAGGAGGGGGUGGGUGCCCGCAUCGUCGGCAAGAUGGAGGCCUACCAGCCCCUCUGCUCCGUCAAGGACCGCAGCGCUCUCAGGAUGAUAGAAGACGCUGAAGAGAAAGGGCUGAUUUCACCUGGUGUCACGACUCUAGUCGAGCCGACAAGUGGUAAUUUGGGGCUAGGACUGGUUCUCAUUGCUUUGAGCAAAGGGUACAGGUUUGUCGCGGUGAUGCCGGGCCAGUACUCGCUGGAUAAGCAGAUCUUGUUGAGAUACAUGGGUGCUGAGUUGUUCAUAACUGGUCUGAUUUAUUUGCUUACCGUGACCACCGAGGAAGCAAUGGUGAACGCAAGGAGGUUGGCAAUGGAAGAGGGCCUGCUUGUGGGCAUAUCUUCCGGGGCAAACUUGGCGGCUUGCUUGAAGGUUGCGGCGAGAGAAGAGAACAAGGGAAAGAUGAUUGUGACCAUGUUCCCCAGCGGGGGCGAGAGAUACAUGAACUCUGACCUCUUUGCAGCUGUAAGAGAGGAGUGUAUUGCCAUGACCUUUUGAUCUCACAUGCUACAAAAUUUAGAGUUGUUGUAUGUAAAAGGUAUAUGUAGCUAGUUAUCGUAUUGUGUUGCACGACCUUAAUACGGAGUUCAUCUACAAGGGACCAUGAAUUGUUGUUAGUCAUUGAAUGAUGUAUUACCAGAUCAUCGAUGCCACAACGGCACCAAAACAGAACAUCUAUGUUGUGAAUUUGGUGUCCAGUUGGUUCUUGGUACAUGGUACAGAACAUCUAUGUUGUGAAUUUGGUGUCCAGUUGGUUCUUGGUACAGAACAUCUAUGUUGUGAA
This is a messenger RNA of Triticum dicoccoides, 991 nucleotides long. RefSeq names its product cysteine synthase, chloroplastic/chromoplastic-like. NCBI's taxonomy places the organism in Eukaryota, Viridiplantae, Streptophyta, Magnoliopsida, Poales, Poaceae. The transcript is spliced from 5 exons. Bases 16 to 705 code for a protein of 229 amino acids. The record is from RefSeq and is a predicted model, not a curated record.